This is a messenger RNA of Nestor notabilis (Kea), 12199 nucleotides long. RefSeq names its product ATP-binding cassette, sub-family A (ABC1), member 13 (gene ABCA13). NCBI's taxonomy places the organism in Eukaryota, Metazoa, Chordata, Aves, Psittaciformes, Psittacidae. The transcript is spliced from 52 exons. The annotation marks the transcript as partial. The record is from RefSeq and is a predicted model, not a curated record. Gene Ontology annotation, biological process: transmembrane transport; lipid transport. Gene Ontology annotation, cellular component: membrane; intracellular membrane-bounded organelle. Gene Ontology annotation, molecular function: ATP hydrolysis activity; ABC-type transporter activity; lipid carrier activity.
AUGGGGCGUGCUAUACAGCAGUUCAAGGCUCUCUUUUGGAAGAACUGGCUCUGUCGUGUGAGGCAGCCGGUCCUGUCUCUUGCUGAAAUACUCUGGCCAUGUGUGCUUUUCUUGAUUCUGGCUGCAAUCCGCUCCCAGGAGCCUCCAAAAUACAAGGAAAACUGUUACUUGGAAGCUCGAGAUUUACCAAGUGGGGGCCUUUAUCCUUUCAUGAGGACCCUUUUCUGUAACAUUGGUUCAAAAUGCAAAAAUACUAGUUAUGCAACACAGAAAAACAACCACUUACGUACUGCAGGCAUCCAGACUGGUCCAGAGAGGUUCACAGGACCUGAUCUAGACUUCAUGAAAGAGAUAGAGGAGCUUGCAGAGGGAUUUAUUGAGACCACAGAGAAAGCCAUGGCUUUAGAAAAGCUAUGGGAAGAAAACUCAAAGUUCUCAGGUGCAUUCAGAAAUAACUUCUCAGGAUUUAAGUCUUUCUCCCCAGGUUUUUCUGUUGCACUGGAGAGUAUAGAGAUGGAUUUGAAUGAAGCAGAGGAAAUGAUUUCUAGAGCAGAAAACCUGUACAAGCAACCAUAUUUAUGGAAUCUUCUGCAUUCACUCCCUCACCUUGAAUUGAACAGCUUUUAUACAGAAGAUGAGUUAGCUGCUGUAACAGAGUUUCUAAAAGCUAUUCAAAAUAUCUUAGCAUCAUGGACGGAUUUAGCUAUGAUGCCAUUGGGCGAAAGUUUCUAUGAAGUGGUGAAAACAGCACUGAAUUUAACUGCUGCAACGGUACAGGAUAGGAGCUUUGCAGGUUUUCAGUAUAAUCUUUCUCUCUGGAAUGUUUUAUGGAAUCCGCAUGCAGUAAGAACAGAAUUUGAAUCCAAGUUUGAUGAUCUUCACAUUGAGAAAUUGCUAAGUUAUAUAGCACAAUUAAGAAAGAUUCCCACAGGAGAGACACUGGAGCAGUUUGUGUGCUCUGCUCUGUCCAGAGAGCCUGAAGAUGAAGCAAACAAAGAGAAUAAUGAAGAUGACUGUAUUUCUGCAUGGCAUGAGGCCAAAAUAUAUCUUGUUCAUGCUGUCAGCAAGCUCAGACUCUAUGCACAGGUAUUUGAGCAAUGGUUCAACAGCAACAGGCUCUCUCAGACACUCUUUUUGGAACUUGAAAGGCUGAUAGAUGAUUUAAUGUCUCAGUUUCUAGAUGACAGGAAAGUCAGGAAACUUUUUGCAGAGAUAAGUACCCUGAUCCAGCAAUGGAAUGAGAAAUCAGAUCCAUACUUUUCAGAAGGAUAUGCUGCAUCUCCUGAUCUAAUCCUGCAUCUGGAGAGAAUGCAGUCUGUACUUCAGGAUGUACCUCAAUGGUCUGUUUCGAAGAGAUUGCUUCUGGUAGAUGGAGCCAUAAGGAAUGUAAUAGCACAGUAUUUAUACUUCACUGAAGAUGCUUUACAUAGCCUGGAAAAACUGAUUCCCGUUGCCCAGAGAGAUGGAUUCAUUCGUCUUGACAUCAGAAAGCUCUUUGUGGAGCUAAAACAGAUGUUGACGAGCAAUGCUUCCUAUGUUUGCAAUGACCUGCUUACAAUGUUUGAGAAGACCCUAAGACUUCCACAGGGCUCAGAUGGCAUUGACAUUUUAGCAACAUACAUGUGCCCUGGUAAUGGCUCAGAGGUGACCUUUAAGCUAAGCAACCAGCUCCAGUCACUAAAAGAAUCUGUCCUGCUUCUGCAGAAAGUAACCCAGGGACGACAGAGCCUGCCAGAUCCAAUAAUGGAUGACUAUUUGGGAUGGCAAGAAAUAGAAGAACAGCUAACCAAACAUUAUGCUCAUUACUGUGAAAUUAAUCAAUUGCUGAGCACAGAAGCACCAUCUGAGGAGGAUGUCCGUUUCAGCUCUUGUCAGGAACAGCUGCUCUUCUCACUAAUUAAUAAUACACUUGAAGAAAUUUUGUUUGCUUUUGAAGGUAACCCAUACUGGAAGGAUUUAACAACUUUUGCCAGCUGGAUGUGCGAGUUAGCUCAAUAUAUGAACGAAGAUGCAGGAGGCACCAAGGGAGAUCAGUCAGAAGCCAUUCCAGUAACUGAUACAGAAAUUCCCCCACAAAGGAUUUUGACAACUUUCAAAGAGUUCUUGAAGAGAGAAGAAAACUUAACUAUUUCUCGUGAAAAGGAAAUGGAUCAUCUUUUUCAUCUGGUAGAAGUCGCAGAAGAAAUUAUAAUGCUUGAUUUCUCGGCUUCUUCAAACCAGUCUCUAAUAAAAAAUAUCUUGAAUAAUACAAUUCCAUGGAUGAAAACUUUUGCUGAGGGGAAGGAAACUGCAGUUUCUGAACUCCUUAAUAAGCUACGAGAAAAUUUCCAGCCUCUUCAGAGAUUCUGGAUGAAAGAGAAGGCAGAAGUUUUCUGGCAUAUAGUGAAAGUUGUAUUCUACGAACUUGAUUCUAGGCUCUCUAAUUUGAGGCAAGUGGAAGAGGAAGAGGUAUUCGAGGCCUUAUCUAGAAUUAUGUUUUCCAUUACAGAAAAUAAAAUCCAUAAUAGGAGUAUACUAUUGCUCCAAAAUAUCCUGACUGAUUGGCCAGAGUUAAAUAUUGCUGCUUUGAACCAUCAAACACACUUACGUGAAAACUUCCUAAGGAAUCUCUAUGUGGUUGGAUUGUUGACUGAUGAUCAUGUCAAUGUGUCUUUCAGCAGAACUCAUGGAGUUAGUAAUGCUUCUUCUUUAUUACUCUCAAAUGCAACUUUUAUACAUGAAGUACAAGAAUUAGGAGAAACCGUGCAUGAUUUCUUAAAAGCCAUCCAAAAACUAAACAACACUAGUGUGGCCUCACUUGUUCAAGUACUUUUCUCUCUGUAUCAGAAUGAUGAUCUGGUCUUAAAUAUUGAAAGAAUUAGCACUCUGCUAACAGUUCUUUAUGAGACUUUGAAAGAUAUUUCAUCUUUUCGAGUAUGGCAUGAUUUCCAAGAUAGGGAUCAAGUUUUUGAUUUGCUAUCUGAAACUUUUGAUGUUCUCUGGAACUUCACCAGUAAGUCUUUCUGUGAAAAGUUACUAAACAUUUACAACUACACAGAGUUUCAGGCCCGGUCUCUUGCAGAGAAAGGAAAAAAAGAUAUGCAUGUUGUCUAUAGCACUCUGAACAGCCUUAAAACUUUGUUUGUAGAUGAAGAGCUCCAAACAGAUGCCUUUUGUUAUUUGGAACAGUUUCUUGAUAUCUCCCCAGAAUGCCUGUCACAUAAUGAGUGCACUGAUUUUUAUCUAUCAAACAUUACUUCUGAUGAUCAUUCAGCAGAGGUUUACAGCUUACUUCUGCUUUCAUUGGACAGUGUUCUGUCUAAUAUUACAAACUUGGGAGAUAAGGUAAGUGUGCCUUCCGCUUUGCACUGCACUUUCACAUGGCUUCAGACCUGGACAGAGGUUUUUGAAGAAGCAUCCAAAAUUUUAAAUUUGAAUUCAACCUUUUUUGUCUGUCUGAGAAAUGAUUUGGCAAAUCUCUCUGAAAGUCUUUUAGAAGCAGCUCGUGAUGAAUUGUGCAAUAGUACAGCUAUGGUUGUUGUUGAAACUACAAGAGCAGCAAUGAAGAUAUUAAAUAUAAUAUUUGAAGGAGGUCAUGAUUUAAAUGACUGGAAAAAUUUUGACACUUUCCUUGCCAUUCUUCAAAAUGUAUUUAAUGAUACAGUUGAUGUCACAAGCUCACUUAAAGGUAACAGUUUAGAAAGUGUUUUAGAAAUGAUGGGAGUCAUGAUAACUGAAUUGCAGAAAUCUACACUAGAGUUUGUUAAUGGAGAGGUUUUGAAUUCUUGGCUUGAUGCUUUAAUCUCAGAGGGAUCAGGAGGAUCUGAGGGAGAAGAUAAGGAUGCUGGUGUAUUUUCCUUUGGAAAUUCCCUUUCUACUAUUCUCAAGCUUUCCCAAAAGGAACUUGGAAGUAUUCUCUCUGAGAUAAAAGGCACAUCUGCUUUCUUUAAAAGUGUACUUCAAGGAAAAUAUAUGGUCUGUAUCAGUGUUUUCCAGAAUAUUACCAAACUAAUUUUGGACAAUACUCUGAAAGACAUAAGCCAUCUGCAAACAAAUUUCUCAUCUCAUCUCAAUUCCUUACUAAACUUUUAUAGUACAGUGGAUGAAGCAGAGAACUGUAACAGAUGGAUACACGGAUUCCGUAAUCUCAGUGAAAAACACAAAUCACCUUCCCACCUUGACCAUGCAAAACAUAUUUUAUUUCUGCUGAAAUCUCUGGGAAACAUUGAGACAGAUAUUAAGCUAACAAACAUGGUGGACAUUGUUAAUUUGAUUUUUAAUUUGAUAUUCCCUGAAUGUUCCCUAACUGGUUCUGAUGUAAUUUGUCUAAAUUAUUAUUUCAAUAUUAUAGCAAAACCUUUAAAAGAUAUUCUCCCUGAAUUUUAUGUAAAAGAUUAUGUUAGUGUGCUUGAAUUUAUUUUUAUGCUUUUAAGUAACUCUGGAGGGCAGAUGGCUGUCAAUGAUUUAGUGGGGCACUCAUGGUAUACAUCAAAUAAGACCCAUUUUAUUCAGUCAAUUCAUGGAUUUAACACGACUUCAAGGAUGUUCCCUAAUCCUUUUCACCACGAUCAGCUUUUAUCAGUAGAACUUUUGGCAGAAAUUCUUCUGAAAAAUGAAACUUCCAAAGUCCAAGCAAACAGCUCUUCUCAUUUAGAUAUUGAGACUGAACCUUUCAUGCAUAAGAAAAAUAUCACUUUGGUGAUGGAGUUCUUUCAAUAUAUGAUCAGUAAACUUGACUCAGACUUAAAGGCUGAACACAAAACAUUUCUCCAGGAACUGGUAGAAAUAGCAGCUCUAAAUAUUGAACUGGUAAAUAAGGCACUUAAAGUUUUCAAGUCUUCUAAUUUUACUGGCUUUCCAUCAAGAGGUGAUAAAGAGUUUCUAAAGCACAUGGUAGCCUUGGUGCAAAAUAUGGAGAACAUAGAUGUUGAGUUCUUGAUAAGUCAAUUCAAACAAGUCCAGAGGAGCCUGGAUAACUUCUUUGAAAAUACCAAACCUUUGUAUAUUGAGAACUCUGAGUUAAAAAUGUUAACAGACUGGUGGGAUGCAUUUGGGAACAAUUCAUGCAAUUGGAACCUGACUGGCUUAUGGCAAAUAACAGCACUCUUUGAACAAGAUGAACUCUAUGAUGUAGAAGAGAUGUUCCAUUUCCUCCUUGAUAUCAUCAGUCUUACAGAAAGAUUAGCUCAUGGAAACAUCACGGAAGCUCUAACUGAAAUCUAUGCUUUCAUAAUGACUCAGGAAGAAAAAAUGCCAAUGUUUACUGAAGAGGAGUUCUCUAAUCAAGUAGAGAGUCUUCUAAUGUUAUUGGAGACACUGACAGAUAUGUCUGAUGAACCUGCAGAGGUCUCAGUUUGUUUGUCUGCAGCAUUCUGCUGGAGUCUCACAACACCAACACCUCCCACUUUUGCACCUUGUGAGUUAGUUCAUACCAAUUAUACUCUUAGAUACAAUGUAGUCAUUGAAAUUAUUAAGGAGCUGAAACUCAUCACUCUGGAGGACAGUUCCUCAUGCACUAUGGAAGACUUCCAGAUGGAUAUCGCUAGGAAUCUGACUUGCUUUUUUCAUCAGAUCAAAGAAUGGAACUCUAUUCUUUUGAAGUUUUCUGAGCUUCAUCAUAUGAAUGGGUCAGUUCUCAAAGAGCUGCUAGAUUUUUGGAAUGAGCUAUCCCUCUACGCUGUGCCACUGCAGGUGAAUAAUACAUACUCAGUCAACUGUUCCUCUACACCGAAGAGACAAGUGGCUUUACAAAUUGUAGAAACACUGGGCAGUAUGGCAGUGGCAGAAAUGGAGAUGACCAAAAGUGUUCUUGAACAGCUAGAUGAUCUCUAUGGUGGUCUAAGUUGGAACAGACAUUCAAGAACAUCAUUUAUAAAGACUGUUCUUACUAAUGUUAAGAAUAUGACCAGUGAAGUUUCUGGGCUCCUGGAUACAGAAGCUGUCCUUUCUUUUCUUUCUGUAAUUCAGCCUUUGAUGAUGCUGUCUUCUGUUGGAAACCAGACAUACUCAAUGUUUAUGAUAUUAUCAGCUUUAAAUGGAAACAGUAAUAUGUCUGAUAACUUUGAGAACUUCUGGUUGGCUAUAGUUACAAGCAUAGAAGAUUUACUGGUGAAUUUUAAUGUUAGACACUUAAUUGCAGUGAUAGACCAAGAGUUGAAAUUAUUACGGUUAGUCACUGGACAGUCCUCUUCAAUGGCUCUUGAUGUUUUAAUACAGCAGUUUAAUACAUCAUCUGUAGCUCUUAUGUUAAGAAAUAUUGAAGACAUACAAAAGGUUGUGAACAGCUUUGUAUGUGAGUGUAACAGUAACAAUUAUUCAAAAAUAAUACAUGUUCUAAUUCUCCUUAUGGCCGACGAAAAUUCAUCGAAUGACCUACUUCUGGUUGUGAAAGAUGUUAUUGACUUUCUGGAGAUAUUCCAAAAUAAGUCUAAGGAACAUUACACUAGUAUGUUGUUUGUUGAUGGUCAUAUUAGCAGAGAAAAAUUGAAUUAUACUCAUACUGCUAAUUCAGUUUUGCUAAACAGUCUCCUUCAUAUAAUUGCUGAUCUUGCUGCUAUAGAAGAAUUUCUGCAUACAAACAAUAUUGAACUUCAGGCAGUUGACUUCAUUGAUUCAUUUUUUGAUAACGCACAGCAUAGAGAAGUCUCUCUUCAGUCCCAAAACAGAACUCUAGAGUUCAUGCAAAAGAUCUUGCAAAUGAUAUUUCAGUCUAGCACAGGACAUGACAAGAACAAAAUAACCUUCCUGCUAAAGGAUUUGCAUAAGGAUAUAAUGGCAGAAAUGAGGGUGGCUGAAAAUUUGGAGCUACAGUUGUCAGAAAAUCCAGCAGCAGCAUUUCUCAGCAAUUUUAAUCUUUUGAAUGGUAUGAAAGUCAAAGAGUGUGUGCAGAAUCUUACUCAGCUGAGGCUUGACAUUGGUUCUCUGAAUAUUUCUGAGGAAACUAUCAGUACCAUCUUGGAAGCUAGUGUCUUUCAUUCAAAGGUUUCUUACAGUGCCUUUGUGGUAGCUUUAACUGGAAGAUGUGAUGAAGAAGUACUCAGCCUGCUGCUAAAGCUACCUGAAAACAGUAAAACUUCCCUGGUAGUGGAAGAAUUAUGUUCUUUACCAGCACUGGAUUUGUAUACCAUGUUUGUACUGAUUAUACAGAAUUUGAACGUACGUCAUAUUUUUUACAAGGUUAAGAUACCUUCUGAGGUAGACAAUGUACUAAACAUGCUACUGGAAGUGGUUUCUAGUAUCAGGUCUCUUCUCAAUAAAGCCCAUUACGUUAUGGAAAACCUUCCAGUGUUCCUCCAAAGAAUUCAAAAUAUUGGUGCGCUCGACAUCUCUGCAUUGCAGCAGUUCGUGCAAGGUGGGCAGUUCAGAAGUUCAGCUGUUGGGUCCCUAGAGUCUGUAACCAAGGCAGUGUGUAAAGAAGAAUCUUCAUUUUUCAGCAAUGCAAACCUGUUCAUUGACAUGCCCAGAAUCAAUGGACUCUUGGAGGAUGAUAUGGCAAAAUAUGGCAUUCAGGAAAACUCAGCUCCAUUUUGCUUGAAGCUUUAUCAGGAGAUUUUGCGGUCUUCUAAUGGGGCUUUGCUAUGGACUUUCCUAAAACCUUUAUUGCAUGGGAAGAUACUGUACAAUUCAAACAUCAACAUGAUUGACCUGGUGAUGAAGAAGGCUAAUUUCACUUUUAGUUUUGUGGAAAAUGUGAAGACUUAUUCUGAGACAUGGCUUAGGAUGUCUGAGGUUUUUAAAACCAGUGGAAAUGUCCUCACAGUCUCAUGCCUGCAGGAAGCACUGCAAAGCAAUUUCAUAAAGCACUUCAUAGAAAGUAAUUUGGAUAUUGACAUGGAAAAACUCUUUAAGAAAAUGCAAGUAUAUGAAACUAUGAUGAACAAGAUGUUUAACAGCUCAACAAGUAAACAGAUUGACCUGUUGUCACAGCUUCUAGUAAAUAUAUCUUCCUGUGUGUUACUGGACCGUUUCCAGGCUUUUGACUCUGUUGAGAAAUUGGAGGAGAAGGCUCAUGAGCUCAUGCAGCAAAAUAAUUUUUUGGCUAGUAUCAUCUUUGAUAUGCCAAAGAAUAAGACGCAAGAUUCUAGCACUCUCCUACCACGACACAUUUCUUAUAGAAUUAGAACCAGCGUUCUUUAUAGCAUGAGAACGGAUUUGAUUCAAAACCCAGCGUGGAAAUCCCAUCCCCAGAAGUUGCCAGCUGAUGGGUUUAAAUACAACCACAUCUUUAUUCCUCUUCAAGAUAUGGUUGAAAGGGCAAUUAUAUCAGCACAGACUGGAACAGAUACCUCAGAGCCAGCCAUUCAGGUGCAAGCCAUGCCUUACCCUUGUCAUACCAGUGAUCUAUUCUUGAACAACAUAGGGUUUUUUUUCCCACUUAUGAUGAUGUUAACAUGGAUGAUUUCAGUUGCUGGCAUGGUUCGCAGGCUGGUUUAUGAAAGAGAAAUUAAUCUUGAAGAGUAUAUGAAGACGAUGGGUGUACAUCCAGCCAUUCAUUUCUUUGCUUGGUUUCUGGAGAAUGUAGUUGUUCUCACAAUAAGCAGCUGUGCUCUGGUCAUCAUUUUAAAAGCAAGUGGUAUCUUUGCUUAUAGCAAUGGCUUCCUCAUCUUCCUUUUUCUCCUGGACUUUGGAAUUACAGUUAUUAUGUUAAGCUAUUUUUGGGGAGUAUUUUUUAGCAGUGCCGAUACAGCAGCUCUGUGUGCCAGCCUUGUGUACAUGAUCAGUUUUUUGCCGUACACAGUUUUAUUGGUCUUGCAGAACCAGUUGAGUUUCACCAGCCAGAUUAUAUUGUGUCUUCUUUCUACAACUGCCUUUGGGCAUGGAGUAUUUUUCAUUACAUUCUUUGAGGGCCAAGAAACAGGAAUUCAGUGGAAUAAUAUGCACCAGUCAGUGGCACAAGGAGGAUACAUGACCUUUGGAUGGCUGUGCUGGAUGAUGCUCUUUGACUCCAUUUUAUAUUCUGUAGGUGGCUGGUAUUUCAGCAAUAUUAUUCCUGGAAAAUCUGGAUUAAAGAACCGAUGGUAUUUUCCCUUUACUGUUUCCUACUGGAAGAACCUAUGUGGUGCAGAGAGGAGGAAGAGACAUUUUCUGAAUUCUAAUAUGUUUUUCUUCAAUGAAAACUUCCAAGAAAAAGGACCUCCAAUUUGGAAAGGCCCUUGCAUCGAAGGAGAUACUGUUGGCGUCAUGCUGCUGUCUCUCACCAAAGAGCACAUGGAUGGCCAGAAGGCUGCAAUUAAAGAUCUCAGCCUCACUUUUCACAGAGGUCAGAUAACAGCACUCUUGGGACCUAAUGGAGCUGGCAAGACAACAGUUAUGUCAUUGUUGACUGGUCUGUACCCACCCAGCUCUGGUACCAUUAUUAUUAAUGGAAAGGACAUAUGUAGUGAUCUGUCUGCCAUCAGGACAGAGCUGGGUGUUUGCCCACAAUAUGAUGUCCUGUUCAACAUACUAACUGUGCGAGAACAUCUGCUGUUUUAUGGAUCAGUGAAGGCACCUGGCUGGACAAAGGAACAGUUGAAUCAGCAAGUCAGUGGCGCUCUGGAAGAUGUGGAUUUAUCCCAGCACCAGUACAAACCUGUUGGAGCUCUUUCUGGGGGAAUGAAAAGGAGGCUGUCGAUUGCUAUCUCAUUCAUUGGAAACUCAAAGACAGUUGUUCUAGAUGAGCCCACCAGUGGAGUAGAUCCAUGUUCUCGCCGUAGCAUCUGGAAUGUUCUUCUGAAGUAUAAAGCUGGUUGCACACUGAUCUUUACCACUCACCAUCUUGAUGAGGCAGAGGUGCUCAGUGAUCACAUUGCUAUCCUGCAGCGUGGCCAGCUGAGGUGCUGGGGUUCUCCCUCUUAUCUCAGAGAAACAUACGGCCAGGGACACAGUCUAACGCUGACAAAAAAGCCCUCUGUGUUUGAAAUCCAGGAUCCUAAGCAUACUGUUCAGAUCACAUCUCUUGUACAGACCCACAUCCCAGAAGCUUUCUUGAAAGAGAACAGUGGGACUGAGCUGACCUAUGUGAUUCCAGAAAGGGCAGAUAAGACCUCUUUUAAAAGUCUUUUUCAGGCUUUAGAUCAAAGCCUGCAUCAUCUACAUGUGACUGGCUAUGGCAUUUCUGACACCACCUUGGAAGAGGUGUUUCUGAAGCUACUGCAGGACUCAGAGAAGAUGCCUGAUGUUCCACACGCAGCACACCUGGACCAUACAAAUGGUGCUGAAUCAUCUUGGGCCUCAAGUGUGCAUGGAGUCCAUCUUUUUCUUGCACAGAUUGUUGCUCUCCUGAUGAAGAGGUUUCACCGCACUAGGCGAGACUGGAGAGGAACCCUGUCAAAUGUGCUGCUGCCUGUCCUCUUUGUUGCACUGGCAAUGGCCUUGUUUAGUGUGAAGCCGCUGGCUAUUGAUUACCCUUCUCUCAAGCUGACACCAAGACUUUAUGACAAUGCAGAAUCUUUCUUUAGAAAAAACAAUUCAUGUUGGCAGAUGGAAUCUAUGUCACCCCAGGAUUCAUGUGGAUGUGUGACUGAACAAGAGAUGUGUCUAAGUUUCAAUACCUCUGCUCCAUAUGUGAAGAAUAAGAAAGGACAUAUUUUGUAUAAUCUUUCAGGGUUUCUUGUAGAAGAAUAUUUAGUGAGGCCUUCCAAGAAAGCAAGAUAUGGUGGUUGGUCUUUUGGAAGGAGAAAAACAUUUGAACUUCAAGAUAAAAAAUUGAACAACAGCAAAUCUAAGCAUCUGGUUAAGGUAUGGUACAACCAAAAAGGUUUCCAUGCGCUGCCAUCCUACUUAAAUGAACUCAACAACUUCAUUUUGUGGCUGAAUUUGCCUCCUAAUGUAGAUUGGAGACAGUAUGGGAUCACACUUUACAGCCAGCCAUAUGGAGGAGCCUUGCUGGAUGAGGACAAAAUAAUGGAGAAUGUUCGUCAGUGUGGAGUAGCACUCUGUAUCAUGCUGGGUUUCUCUAUCCUUACUGCAUCCAUUGGAAGUGCCAUAGUGAAAGACAGAGUGUCUGGCACAAAACGCCUGCAGCACAUCACCGGCCUGGGUUACAAAACUUACUGGCUUGCUAACUUCUUCUGUGAUAUGCUGUUUUACAUGGUUCCAGUCACCCUGUGUGUUGGUGUUAUUAGUGCCUUCCAGCUAUCAGCCUUCACUUUCCAAAAGAACUUGGCAGCCACUGUUCUCCUGCUGAUACUCUUUGGAUAUGCAACUUUGCCGUGGAUGUAUCUUGUAUCCCGAUUCUUCUCAAGUUCUGAUGUAGCUUUUAUUUCUUACAUCUCCUUAAAUUUUGUAUUUGGCCUGUGUACCAUGCUUGUGACUCUCUUACCUCGUUUAUUAGCUAUAAUUUCCAGAAUGCAGAGUUUUCAGAACAUCUACAGUAUCCUCAAAUGGGCGUUCAUCCUAUUCCCACAAUUCUGCUUAGGCCAGGGUUUAAUAGAACUCUCAUACAAUCAGAUCAAGUUUGACCUGACCAGAAAUUUUGGAAUAGAUUCAUAUGUGAGCCCCUUUGAGAUGAAUUUCCUGGGCUGGAUUUUUGUGGAAAUGGCCCUGCAGGGAACACUACUUCUUCUUUUACGACUUUUUCUUCACUGGGAUCUCCUCCAGAAACCAAGGGGUCAUUGUUCAUUUAACAGCAUGGUGAGCCCUUCAGAAGAUAUUGAUGUAGAAAUGGAGCGACAGCGACUCUUUGGUGGAAGAACUGGUAAUGAUGUCCUCCUUCUGUACAACCUCAGGAAGUGUUAUGGAGGUUUCAGUAAGAAGAAUACAGCUGUGGAAAGCAUAAGCUUAGGAAUACCAAGAGGAGAGUGUUUUGGACUCCUGGGAACAAAUGGAGCUGGGAAAAGCACAACAUUUAAGAUGCUGACUGGAGAUAUCAUCCCAUCUGCAGGACGUGCUGUUAUCAGGACUCCUACAGGGUCUGAAAUGGAUAUAUUGUCUGCCAGCUCUGAAGGCAUUCUCAUUGGCUAUUGUCCACAGCAAGAUGCCUUGGAUGAAUUUUUAACGGGUUGGGAGCAUCUUUAUUAUUACUGCACACUGCGUGGAAUUCCAAAACAUGAUAUCCAUAAGAUCCAGCUAUCCUCUGGGCAAUUAGCAAACAGCUACUGCCAUGGCAGUUCUCAAAACCAUUUAGGGAACCGUUCCUCAAGUGGUGUGGUAAUUCACGUACGAGUUCUGCUUCAAGUGGAUCGAAUUGAUUCUGUGUUAUUUAGAGAUGAGUUAUGUUACUGUGGCGCACUGAGAGAAG